This is a messenger RNA of Euleptes europaea (tarantolino), 755 nucleotides long. It is a transcript of the gene RNF114, whose product is annotated as ring finger protein 114. The transcript is spliced from 6 exons. Gene Ontology annotation, biological process: ubiquitin-dependent protein catabolic process; protein polyubiquitination. NCBI's taxonomy places the organism in Eukaryota, Metazoa, Chordata, Lepidosauria, Squamata, Sphaerodactylidae. The record is from RefSeq and is a predicted model, not a curated record. Gene Ontology annotation, molecular function: ubiquitin protein ligase activity. The coding region runs from base 24 to 707 and encodes 227 amino acids.
GUUGGCGGAAGCGGCGCUCCAAGAUGGCGCUGGCCGAAGCGAGUUCCCGGUUUCCUGAGGGGCCGCCUGCCGCUGAGCGGCUCGACCCGCUUUCCCGCUUCACCUGCCCGGUCUGCUUGGAGGUCUACGAGAACCCCGUGCGGGCGCCUUGCGGCCAUGUCUUCUGUAUGCCGUGCAUUCAGGAAUGUCUUAAGCCGAAAAAGCCAGUUUGUGGAGUUUGCCGCAGUACCCUGUCUAAUGGCAGCAGAGCUUUGGACUUGGAAAAGCAAAUCGAAAUGACAGAGACCACUUGCAAUGGCUGCAGUAAAAAAAUGUACCUCUCGAAGCUCCGCGGUCAUGUGGCCUCUUGCUUGAAAUACCAGAAUUACAUAAUGGAAGGUGUCAGAGCUGUGACUAAAGAUCCACCACAGGAUACAAGGAAUGUUCCGAAUAGGUUUACAUUUCCAUGCCCUUACUGCAAUGAAAGAAACUUGGACCAGGAAGGGCUGGUAGAACAUUGCCGAAAGUAUCACAGCAUGGAUACAAAGCGAGUGGUAUGUCCGAUUUGUGCAUCAAUGCCGUGGGGUGACCCAAGCUAUAGAAGUGCUAAUUUCAUGGAGCAUCUUCAACGACGGCAUCGGUUUUCUUAUGAUACUUUUGUGGAUUAUGAUGCUGACGAAGAUGACAUGAUUGCCCAAGUUAUGAUGCGUUCUUUGAGGGAUCAAUGAAAAACAGGAAAUGAACUGUUAAUAUUUGGCUUCCAUUAGGGGAAAAUA